Messenger RNA from Podospora pseudocomata, 2999 nucleotides. RefSeq lists its product as uncharacterized. The transcript is spliced from 3 exons. NCBI's taxonomy places the organism in Eukaryota, Fungi, Ascomycota, Sordariomycetes, Sordariales, Podosporaceae. Gene Ontology annotation, molecular function: protein binding. Bases 202 to 1218 code for a protein of 338 amino acids. The record is from RefSeq and is a predicted model, not a curated record.
UUUUAUGAUUUGAUUGAGAAUAUCGUGUUAGAAUAAGGUCAUUGAAUACAUAUUUUCAUCUUGUAGGUUCUGCAAACCGAAAAUUGGGCUCUCACACAACCUCUCACCCAAGCUUUUGCAACCUGACUAAAUUUCUUUUUUGGUCUCACUCACUUACAUACACUGCUUACAGGCACCCCGGAUACAAAGCUCAACCUCAAAAUGUACCAACUCACGGCCGUGGACGGCUACAAAUACCCCAAACCAGACACUUAUGUUCUGGAAAUUCUCCCCAUAGCUGCCGGCCUCGCAGCCAUUGCUUCAGACCAAACCCUCAGUCUCUUCGACCCCACAAGACUCAACGCCGGCCCUCUCAAGCAAAUCACAACCGAUCAUGGGAACCUCACCUGUGCCAAAGUAUACGAUCCCGCCGAGUCGAUAGUCUGCACCGCAGGUGAGAAUGGCACCGUCUCCAUCUGGGAUUUCAGGACAAACCCCAUCAAACCCGCCAUGCAAAUACGAGGCAACACCGACCCCAUCCCCAUCCUCUCCCUAGCCUGUUCCAACCCCACCCACACCCUCGCCGCCGGCACCGAACUAGCCAACCACCAAGCCUCCAUCCUCCUCUGGGACCUCCGCUCUUCUCCGUCCUCCCCCAAGAUCACCUACACCGAAAUCCACUCCGACGACAUAACCGAACUCACCUUCCACCCAACAACCCCCAACCUCCUCCUCUCCGGCUCGACCGACGGCCUCCUCUCGAUAAGCGACACCCUCAUCACCGACGAAGACGACCUCGUCAUCACAACCUUCAACCACGGCUCCGUCCACCACGCCGGCUUCCUCAAUCAGUCCUCUGAAAUCUACGCCGCCUCCCACGACGAAAAGUUCGCCAUCUACGACAUGUCGGACGGCACCAUUGAAAAGGGGGCGGCAGUCUUGGAUAUGGGGGAUAUACGAGAGGCGGUGGGGUGUCAGUAUCUGGCGAAUGUGGUCCCGAAACUUGGGGGUAAUAAUGGGGCGGUUGUUGGGGUGGGGGCGCAGGAUCAAGAACUGUUUCAACUCGUUCAUCUCGCCAAGGGAGGGAACGGGCAGUGGGGGUUGGAUAGGGAGAGCGUGGUUGCUCUGCCGGGGGCGCACGGGCAGGAGUUGGUGAGGAGUUUUGUUUUUUAUGACGAGCAGCAGUUGGUUAUCACGGGGGGUGAGGAUGGGGCAAUUCGGUCUUGGAGGCCGACGUAGACAUGAUGAAAUAGUUCACAGAUAAUACGAAGAGUUACAGCAACUAGGGAUUGGAAAGUGGUAAGAUGGUUUGGAAGCGACGAUUUGUAUUAUUCGACUCUCACUCUCUCUCUCUUUCUCUCUCUGCUAAAGAGCCGAGAAAUUAAAGGCUAGGCCUGGCGAUAGGCUGCUCAACUGAGGACGACGACGACGAAGAAGAAGAAGCUACCGAUCUAAAACCCCGAAGGAAAAACACAACCAUUUUCAAUCAGAUCAUAUCCCUUAUUAAAUGUGUUUUGUGUAUUCGCAGCCCCGCCUGAGCUAUUAAACGCCGUGACACCCCCUUCCUUUCCCUAUGCCAAAUGACCCAAACCAGCCAUAAAGACAUUCACACUUUCUCUUCAAAGCCAAGGUUUCAUCACUCACUGCAGAUUCUCAAUAACCAAAGCCGAAGCACCGCCACCACCGUUGCAGAUACCAGCAACACCAAUCUUGCCCUUCUUCUCCCUCAGGACUGAGGUGAGAGUGGUGACAAUACGAGCACCAGAAGCGCCCAAAGGAUGGCCGAUAGCGACGGAGCCACCAAAGACAUUGACCUUUUCGGCGUCAAGACCAAGAAGCUGGAUGUUGGCGAGGGCAACAACGGAGAAAGCCUCGUUGAUCUCAUAGUAGUCGACAUCAUCAGCAGUAAUGCCAGCAUGCUUGAUAGCCUUGGGGAUAGCAAGCGCAGGGGCAAUGGUGAAGCGGGCAGGGUCGCGAGCGGCAUCGCCCCAACCAAGGAUCUUGGCAAGGGGCUUGAUGCCGAGCUCCUUGAGCUUGCGCUCAGAGACAAGCACAACAGCGGCGGCGCCGUCGUUGAUGGGAGCAGCGUUGGCGGCGGUGACAGUGCCGCCGUUGGGAAUAAAGACCGGACGAACAGUCUUGAGCUUCUCAAUGUUGAGGUUCUUGACCUCCUCGUCACGGUCAAUCUUGAUGGCGGGCUUGCCACGGCCGCCGGGGACCUCGAUGGGGGCGAUCUCGGUGAAGAGACCGGCCUCGGUGGCGGCCUGGGCCUUUUGGUACGUCUUGAUGGCGUACUCGUCCUGGGCCUCGCGGGAGAGGUUGUGUUCCUGGCUGCAGAGCUCGCCCUGCAUGCCCAUGAGCUCCUGCUUGCCGUAGGCGUCGCGGAGGCCGUCCUUUUGUACGCCGUCGACGAGGCCGGCGUCGCCGUACUUGGUGCCGGUGCGUAGGUUGGGGAGGUAGUGGGGGGUGUUGGACAUGGACUCGGUGCCGCCGGCGACGACGAUGUCGGCGUUGCCGGUGAUGAUGGUCUGGGCACCGAGAAUGAUGGCCUUCAGUCCGGAGGCGCAGACCUUGUUGAUGGUUGUGCAGGGGACGGAUUCGGAGAGGCCACCGCCGAUGGCGCACUGGCGGGCUGGGGCUUGGCCGAGGCUGGUUGGGAGGACAUUGUCAGUUUUCUGUUGUUUUUGAAGGGUUAAGCAAUGACCUACUUGGCAGAGAGGACAUUGCCAAAGAAGACCUCCUCCACAUCCUCAGGCUUGAUCUCGGGCACACGCUCAACCGCAGCUGUUGUUUACCCCCGGAUUAGCGAACUGGACCUUGCUCGUUGUGCAUGCAUGACAUUGCGGUGGUCUGACGUCUACAUACACUUGAUGGCAUGGGAACCAAGCUGAAUAGCAGUGAGGCUCGAGAGAGAGCUAAAGCAAGGAACGAAAAGGUUAGCUCUCCAUCGUCUGAACGAGUCGUUGAACCUGCGGGGACUCUGUUGGGCAGAUGUUUGUUUCUCCCCCCCCCCGUCCCCG